Molecule: messenger RNA, 1344 nt
Organism: Salarias fasciatus (jewelled blenny)
Lineage: Eukaryota; Metazoa; Chordata; Actinopteri; Blenniiformes; Blenniidae
Product: thymidine kinase 2, mitochondrial-like
Exons: 11
Coding region: 719-1213 (164 amino acids)
Biological process (GO): nucleobase-containing compound metabolic process
Cellular component (GO): mitochondrion; cytoplasm
Molecular function (GO): deoxynucleoside kinase activity; ATP binding
Source: RefSeq, a predicted model, not a curated record
AGGAAGUAGAAGACGGGAGGAGGACGCGGGAGAGAGAGACACCUGGAGGAAAAGGAGUUUUGGCUUCAGCAUCUAACGGGAAGAAAGAAACUGAGUUUGAGUAGACUGACGAUUUGGAAAGCGGUUCAUGAGUUGAGUGCACGUCGGUGCGGCGGAGGUUUGUUUUUUUGGGUCGCUCCAACUCCAAGGAGGGGCGAGAAAAGAAAAAAAAACGGUUUAGCGGCUGAAGAAGAGGAGCGGCGAGAAACGGCUGCUGGAGGAGGAGAGACAGGAGGACGGAGGUGAAGGAGGCUGGACCUGGACGUCUUCUCGGCGGUCUCAAGUGGAUGUGGAUCCUAGUGAAGGACCGGCGGAGAGGAUUCCACUAAAGGAAUAUAUCACUUGUCAGAGCCUGCUGACCUGUAGCCACAGCUGAGGGACUGGACGACUCCUGUCUCACUAUGUCUUCUGCCCUCCAAGGAAAGCUGCAGCGGGACGGAGACCACAAGAAACCAGUGGACUGGAGGAGUCUGGGUUGAAGUACCGGGUUCAGAACCUGCUUCAUAGUCCAGGGAACUGAGACAUCCAGGGUCUGUUAAUCCAGAUCGUUUUGGAGGGGAACAUUGCCAGUGGGAAGACCACGUGUCUGGAGUACUUCAGCAGAACCAGCGAUGUCAAGGUCUUCACACAGCCGGUCUCCAAGUGGAGGAACGUCCGAGGACACAAUCCUCUGGCUCUGAUGUACCAGGAUCCUGAACGCUGGGGCCUGACGCUGCAGACCUACGUCCAGCUCACCAUGCUGGACCGACACACGUCCACCACAGAGGCUGCAGUCAAGAUGAUGGAGAGGUCCAUCUUCAGCGCCAAGUACAUCUUUGUGGAGAACCUCUUCAGAAGUGGGAAGAUGCCCGAGGUGGACUUUGCCGUGCUCAGUGAGUGGUUCGACUGGAUCACCACCAACGUGUCCAUUCCUGUGGAUCUGAUCGUCUACCUGCAGACGGAUCCUGAGACGUGCCACCGGCGGCUGAAGCAGCGCUGCAGAGAGGAGGAGGAGGGCAUUACACUGGAGUACCUGCAGGUCAUCCACCAGCUGUAUGAGGACUGGCUGGUCAGACGGACCUCGUUCCCGCUGCCGGCUCCCGUCCUGGUGAUUCCUGCGGACGGCGACCCUCAGGAAAUGAUCCGCAAGUAUGAAGAGAACCGAGAGCAGAUCCUGGCUGCUGCAAAGCCCUGAGACACACACACACACACACACACACACACACACACACACACACACACACACACACACACACACACACACACACACACACACAUUGAGCAGAUCUCUGAACCUGGGGGGACCUGAAGCAGACUCAUACACUC